AUGGCCGAAACAACAGCUUCAACCAAAGCCCAAGACAUCUUGGACAAUAUCCGAGCCGUGGUCGAUGCACUUGGAACGGUCGAAAUUGCUGAUGAAGCCAAAUCCUCGCUUCUCAAGCUGGCAGCCCUCUUCAGCCGCGAAAACAACCCCAGUCACAUCUUAUACCCGCACCAGGAGCUUGAUUUGACCAGCCUGACUGUUGUCACGUACGCCGCGCCACACCCAGCCACCCCCUUCUACAUACAUAAUCAAGCAACCCUCACCAAGAUCACAUCCAGUAACAACGGCCACAUACAAUGCAGUCCCAGGUCUGGGAAUUUUUUGUCCCCCACGUUAUGGUCCCCUCCGUUACUCAACCCUCCCGCCUCGCUCGCCUCAUCGCUCACUGUCGUCAACUAUGAGUUCAAGCAGGACGCAAGCAACCCCACAGAGUCUUCCUCUCCCCAGCCGAACCGCACCUGCACCCCUCAGCCUGAGCAACUUCCUCAUCCAACCAAUUGCUUUCCUCUACCACCAGCGGCCCGUCCUGCGCCACUGCCAUCAUCUUCGUCUAUCAAGCCCACUGGCUCGACUGGCGCUGCUCCGCCGCGACCUGUGUAUCUCACACUGUGCCCUGCCCCUGCAGCAACGUCCGAGCCUGGCUCGCCCGGCAGAUCUGAUCCAACAGACCAACCAAUUGCUCUGGACGAGCGCACUGAGCACACGCAGCCAAACACAGACAUCGCAGAUGACACAGGGAAUCUGAGCGUCGCGCCAGACGGCGCCCCCAGCCUCAACAUUGUCUCUCCUGUUGCUGCUCCCCUUCCCACGACGGACCUCGGGCCUGGGGCCCCACAAACACCAUUGAACCCAUCCAAAUUACAACCUCGUCAUUUUCAAGGCCAACCUUGGCAAGCUUGUCCACAACCAGAUCAUCAAGAUUAUCAGCAACAAGCCGGAUGA
Messenger RNA from Puccinia triticina, 942 nucleotides. RefSeq lists its product as uncharacterized. Bases 1 to 942 code for a protein of 313 amino acids. The transcript is spliced from 2 exons. NCBI's taxonomy places the organism in Eukaryota, Fungi, Basidiomycota, Pucciniomycetes, Pucciniales, Pucciniaceae. The record is from RefSeq and is a predicted model, not a curated record.